This is a messenger RNA of Tinamus guttatus (white-throated tinamou), 1107 nucleotides long. The record is from RefSeq and is a predicted model, not a curated record. NCBI's taxonomy places the organism in Eukaryota, Metazoa, Chordata, Aves, Tinamiformes, Tinamidae.
GAGAUGAUGAAGGCCCUGGGGUAUCCCCGCCUCAUUUCUAUGGAGAACUUCCGCACCCCAAACUUCAUGCUCGUUUCGGAGGUGCUGCUCUGGCUAGUGAAAAGGUAUGAACCUCAGACUGAUAUUCCUCCUGAUGUGGAGACAGAGCAAGACCGGGUGUUUUUCAUCAAGGCUGUAGCUCAGUUUAUGGCUACCAAAGCACACAUCAAGCUCAACACCAAGAAGCUUUACCAGGCAGAUGGCUAUGCAGUGAAGGAGCUGCUCAAGGUCACCUCUGUACUUUACAGUGCCAUGAACACCAAGGGAAUGGAGCGCACAGAAGUGAGUGAGGAAGACAGCAGCAAGUUCAAGUUUGAUCUUGGCUCGAAAGUAGCUGAUCUGAAGGCAGCUAGACAGCUUGCUUCUGAAAUCACCUCGAAAGGAGCGAGUUUGUAUGACUUACUUGGCAAAGAAGUUGAUCUAAGAGAAGCAAGAACAGAGUCUAUUGCCAGACCUUUGGAAAUAAACGAGGCUGAGAAGAUGAUGAAAAUUGCCAUCGACAAUAUUCUGGAACAAGUCCAAAAGACUAAGGACAUGCUGAAUAAUGUGGCUUUGGAUGAAGCUAAUUUGGAAGCCAGGAUUGAAAAACGGAAAUUGGAACUGGAAAUAAGCCAGAAGAGGCUACAGACUCUGCAAAGUGUUCGUCCUGCUUUUAUGGAUGAAUAUGAGAAGAUUGAGGAGGAACUGCAGAAACAAUACAGCUCUUACCUAGAAAAAUUCCAUAAUCUGUCCUAUAUGGAGCAACUCCUAGAUGAUCACCGUAGAACAGAGCAAGAGAUGUUUGAGGAAGCGGCCAACAUGCUCCAUCUUAUGCAGAACAGGCUGAAGGAAGAGGAACAGAACCUGCUGAAGAGUGGCAGAAGGUCUGGGAAGCGGAUCGUGGGAACGAUGCACGGCGGCGACACGGAGGAGGACGAGGACUCGGAUGACAGUGAAAUUGACCUGGAUGAUGAUGAUGACGAUGAUGAUGAAGAUGUGGAAGAUGAUAGCAUGGAAAUUUCUGCAGGCAAAUCCAAUCGCCGGGCGAGGAAGCCAGAGCCACUAGAGGAAAGUGAUAAUGACUUCUGA